AUUGUGGGAUUUCCGCGUUAAAAUGCCCAUCAUGACGCCCCGGCAGUCUUUCCUUCCUUUUCCGCGCAAGGCCGAUCCGAAAUGUCCAAGAGAGGACGUGGUGGCUCCUCUGGAGCGAAAUUCCGCAUUUCCCUGGGUCUCCCAGUGGGUGCAGUUAUAAACUGUGCUGACAACACAGGUGCCAAGAAUCUGUACAUCAUCUCUGUGAAAGGCAUCAAGGGUCGCCUGAACAGGUUGCCUGCUGCCGGAGUUGGGGACAUGGUCAUGGCUACAGUCAAGAAAGGCAAGCCUGAACUCAGGAAAAAGGUGCAUCCAGCAGUAGUGGUACGGCAGAGGAAGUCGUAUCGAAGAAAAGACGGAGUAUUUCUUUAUUUUGAAGACAACGCUGGAGUCAUUGUGAAUAAUAAAGGGGAGAUGAAAGGCUCAGCUAUCACUGGACCUGUGGCAAAGGAGUGUGCAGAUCUGUGGCCCAGGAUUGCCUCCAAUGCUGGCAGUAUUGCAUGAGCUCUCCACCCUCACCAUGUGUUUAAAAUAAAGUACAAUAAACAAGCA
Molecule: messenger RNA, 552 nt
Organism: Scleropages formosus (Asian bonytongue)
Lineage: Eukaryota; Metazoa; Chordata; Actinopteri; Osteoglossiformes; Osteoglossidae
Gene: rpl23
Product: ribosomal protein L23
Exons: 5
Coding region: 82-504 (140 amino acids)
Biological process (GO): translation
Cellular component (GO): cytosolic large ribosomal subunit; ribosome
Molecular function (GO): large ribosomal subunit rRNA binding; structural constituent of ribosome
Source: RefSeq, a predicted model, not a curated record